Leptinotarsa decemlineata (Colorado potato beetle) is the source of this 776-nucleotide messenger RNA. RefSeq lists its product as uncharacterized. Gene Ontology annotation, molecular function: ubiquitin binding. Gene Ontology annotation, cellular component: phagophore assembly site. NCBI's taxonomy places the organism in Eukaryota, Metazoa, Arthropoda, Insecta, Coleoptera, Chrysomelidae. Gene Ontology annotation, biological process: macroautophagy. The record is from RefSeq and is a predicted model, not a curated record.
AAUGUGCUCUGGUUAUGGUUGAUGGGGUCAGAGUAUCCAUUCCCAAGAAGAUAAUCAAAGCGGAAUACUUGCAAACAGUCGAACAAAAAGAUAAAUCAUCGACUGAAAACUCGGGGGCUAAUAGUGUAUGUCAUGAUAGCGGCAUACCCACAGUUAACCCCAAUUCUCCUGUUACAUCGAUUCUUGACCUACCACUGAAUGCAGAAACAAAUAACGACAUGAAUUCGCACUGUUCGGCAGCCGGUUCGUGCUUUUCGGAUGUGAAUAAUGCCACAGAUAAAAAUGACAGGUUUUUUGUCUUUCCCGAGGACUGCCCAGGAUUUGAAGUGUUGUAUCCAAAUUUGAACUCUAUUGGUGAAAUGACGGAGCAUGAGUUGUUGGAAGCAGAUAGAGGAAUAAAACCAGAAUUAUCUUCUGAAGGUACCGAAAGACAUCAAACUGUGAUAAUACCUCAGAUUCAACCAAUCACGGUUGGUCCCCCUCUCAAUCUAUCAACCCAUGAUAGAAAUCCUUUCGAGUGUGCUGCACUAAAUCAGAUACCCGUAGAAGAUGUACCACCCCAAAAUGAAAUUCCUCGGGAAGUCCUUCCCGAAGCAAAUGUUGCUGAGAACCCACGUGCUUCUGAAGCUCACUUCACACCUGAAUUGAUGAGAUCUCGAGAUGAAGUUCAUACUAUUCACAUUCUGCCGGAGACAUUGGUAAGCGGAGCAGUCAAUGUAGCUUCGACUGCAUUCCACACUGCUAGAUCUGUUAUAAACAGAAUUGUUCCUCAAGAG